CGCCAAAGAGUCCGGGUGUGGCUGAUGUCUUGACAUCAUGGACUCACUCAAACCCACGAAACAAAUUCAAGCUUUAACAAGCAUCUAUUAAGGAUAGGUAUUAUAGUCCACCUCUAAGCCAGUCACAAUAGCCAAAGCCCCACAAUGGGGAAGCCGCGCGUAAUAUACUGGUUUCGAACAGACCUUCGGCUACAUGAUUCUCCCGCCCUAAGAGCGGCUCUUGACCUAGAUCCCGUUGUCUUGUGGCCUAUCUUUACGUGGGAUCCUCACUAUGUAUACCGCGUCAAAGGAGGAGUGAACAGGUGGCAAUACUUACUCGACUGUCAGACUGACCUUUCAAAGUCCAUUCAGGACCUCAAUCCCAAGUCCAAGCUUUUUGUUUUGCGCGAAGCACCGCAAACACUCUUCCCCAAACUGUUUAAAGCGUGGAAUGUAACGCACCUAGUAUUUGAAAAGGAUACAGAUGUCUAUGCCCGAGAAAGAGAUAGAAUCGUGGUGGCGUUAGCAGAAAAGGCUGGCGUUAAAGUAAUCUAUCGGUAUGGACGUACGCUUUGGGAUAGCGAUGAGGUUGUUGCUAAGCAUGGAGGAAAGCCAACUAUGUCUAUUACCCAACUUCAAGCCGCCGGGAGGAGAGUUGGAGAGAUACCUCGACCCGUACCCACACCAGAGUAUCUUCCAGAUCCAGGAGAUAUGCCCGUAGACUUUGAACAAGGGAAACCGGAGCCGGAACCGGAUCUUAAUGCCCCACACCGGAGUGAGAUUGAUAAGACCUACUCACACGUUGCAGGACCUAGGGGAGAUUUUGCUAUUGCAACUCUUAGGGAGCUUGGGUUCCAAGACACGGCUACUACACCGCACCGUGGUGGUGAGACAAUUGCUCUAAAGCAACUGGAAGAAAUCUUCUCAGACGAGAAAUAUGCAGCCACUUUCCAGAAACCGAAGACCAGUCCUGCGGCUUUCGAGCCGCAAUCAACGACCCUCCUAUCACCGAUGCUACACUUCGGUGCACUCUCGCCACGCCUCUUCUAUUGGCGGGCGCAAGAUCUGGUCGAAAGGUACGGCAAGGGAGCAUCUACACCGCCUGAAAGUCUGACCGGUCAACUGUUGUUUCGGGAUAUGUACUUCGCGGCUCAGGCAGCAAUCGGAUCUCCUUUCGCCCAAACUAUGAAUAAUGCAUACUGCCGGUUUAUUCCUUGGCACUUACCCUCAAAAGUAGGGGAAACUGAGACAGGCAGUAAUGCAAUUAGCGGCAAGUAUCAUGUUGACUCUGCACAAGCAGAGGAAUGGUUCCUACGUUGGAAAGCAGGUGUAACUGGGUUUCCGUUCGUUGACGCUUUGAUGCGCCAGCUACGCGCUGAAGGAUGGAUUCAUCACCUGGGGCGUCAUAUGGUAGCUUGUUUCCUCACUAGAGGUGGAUGUUAUGUACAUUGGGAGCGCGGAGCCGACGUUUUUGAAGAGUGGCUGAUCGACCACGAACCGGCUAGCAAUGCUGGUAACUGGCAAUGGAUGAGCUGUACUGCAUUCUACUCCCAGUACUUUCGUUGCUAUAGCCCCGUGGCUUUCGGACAGAAGUGGGAUAAGAAAGGUGAAUUUAUAAGAAAAUGGGUGCCUGAGCUGAAGAACUUAGACGCAAAGUUUAUUUAUGAGCCGUGGAAGGCUAGUGAAGCAACACUGGACGAAGCCGGUGUGAAAAUUAAAGGAGACGGACUCCACGAGAGAACGGAUGGACAUUAUCCAACUCCGAUGUUUGACUUUGGAGAGAGGAGAAGCGCAUGCAUUGCUGCAAUGAAGAGGGCAUAUUCUAUUGGGCUAUAUGGAAAUGAUAGCAAAGUCAAGGACGGGACAUGGAGGGGAUUAUUUGAGAAGGUCGGUGAAACAGAAAUGGAAGGUUCUAGUGACAUCCAAGAGGGAAGUGGAAAGGGCGAACUCAAGCACACAAAUCAGGACAUAGUGGUUAAGGAAGGUCCGAUGGAUAGGUUUGCUAAGAAACUGAAGAGGUGAAAUCAAUGAAAGUUUCCUUUUCAAGUCACUUUUCACUUUUUAUCCCACAAGCCUUCCAUUACAUUAGGGUUUAGCCCAUCUGGUGAGAUGUUUUAUAAGGAAAUUUUAUACCUAUCUUGUUUAUAUGAUGUAUAAAAUAAGAGCAGCGUUUACCAUAUCGGUUUUCAUGAUGAAUAUAUUGUUGUUGGCCCCCUAGUUCAUGCUGUUUCCUUGUGGGCAGUAACUGAUUAAGAGUCUUACCACACAUGCGUUGUAAGUUGCGAUUCAGACCGAAAGUUCCACUAACAUCUCUACAUUGUUGCUCUUGAGGUCCUUUCUAC
This is a messenger RNA of Daldinia loculata, 2321 nucleotides long. Its product is annotated as Cryptochrome/photolyase FAD-binding domain-containing protein. NCBI's taxonomy places the organism in Eukaryota, Fungi, Ascomycota, Sordariomycetes, Xylariales, Hypoxylaceae. Bases 145 to 2001 code for a protein of 618 amino acids. Gene Ontology annotation, molecular function: DNA binding; FAD binding. The record is from RefSeq and is a predicted model, not a curated record. The transcript is spliced from 3 exons. Gene Ontology annotation, biological process: entrainment of circadian clock by photoperiod; circadian regulation of gene expression. Gene Ontology annotation, cellular component: cytoplasm; nucleus.